This is a messenger RNA of Paraglomus occultum, 792 nucleotides long. NCBI's taxonomy places the organism in Eukaryota, Fungi, Glomeromycota, Glomeromycetes, Paraglomerales, Paraglomeraceae. The record is from the annotation of a GenBank genome assembly.
AUGUCUUCUUCAGACCCAGAAGACUACAUGUCCGAUAUAUUCUUAGCGGAAGCACCGAAACCCAAAGAAUCGGCGCUCACAUACAGUGAACGCCGUCGGUUAAAAUUAUCGUCUAACAAAGGAUCUAUCAAACCACUCCGAGAACGUGAGAAAGAAAGCCGUGAACAAGGACUGAGCCAACGGAUAGAUACAGAGGAAAAUGCGUCGCCUGGAUUGAGGUUGCUUAGGAGAAUGGGAUAUAAAGAGGGCAUGGCAUUAGGAAGAUCAACGGGUGGAAGGAUCGACCCGGUACCUGUAGAGAUUAGACAAGGCCGAUCUGGUCUCGGACUGGAUACGGAAAUUAGAGAACGUGAGAGUGAAGAAGCAGAGCGUGUUGUUAAGAGAGCUAGAAUUGAUGAUGAAGAGUAUCGUUCGAGGAUACGAGAGGGACGACUAGAGAAACGGGCGUUCGCACAGUUGGAAUCGGCCAAGAGGAUAUGUGAGGAUUUAGACAUGAAGAUAGGUGUUGAGCAAAAUCCCCUUUGGUGGACUCCGGAGGCGGACCCCGCGGACGAUCAGUCAGCCCUGGCAGAGUCUAACGAAGCUGGGAACGAUAAGGGGAGACAGAGCGACAAGCAUGAUGAUGUAGCAGAUGACAGCUUAUCACCGGAAGACACGCGUACCCAACUCGGCAUCAUAAUUGGUUACCUGCGUGAAAAACAUCAUUAUUGCUUUUAUUGUGGGUCGAUGUACAAAGAUGCGGAUGAACUGGAGAGCUUGUGUCCGGGUGAAACGGAGGAAGAUCACGAUUGA